ACAAGGAGGGAUAGGGAAAACAACGUUAGCAAAAGUUCUUUACAAUUCUAUUUUUAGACAAUUUGAUGGUUCAUGUUUUCUCGAAAAUGUUCGAGAAGCUUCGAAAGAUUCCAAGGAUUUAGUUCCAUUGCAAAACAAAUUACUAUCUGAUGUUUUAUCACUGCAAAAUGGAUUGGUAGUCACCAAUGCUAAUAGAGGUAUCAAUAUCAUACAACAUAGACUUCGUCACAAAAAAGUUCUCCUCAUUCUUGAUGAUGUGGAUGACUUGUACCAGUUACAUGCUUUAGCAGGAGAAAGCAAAUGUUUUGGUAAUGGAAGUAGGGUCAUUAUUACUACAAGAAAUAAACAUUUGCUAACUUGUUAUGGAAUUGAUCAAGAUCGUGUGUAUAAAGUUAAACCAUUGAGUUACCAUGAAGCUCAUGAGCUGCUUAGCAAUCAUGCUUGUUUGAUACUCCAAAAAUUAGAAAACAUGACAGAUUUGGUGAAAAGUGUUCUAAAUCAUGCUGGAGGACUUCCUUUAGCACUUGAGGUUCUCGGUUCCUACUUACGUGGUAAAAGAGAAGAUAUAUGGGAAAGUACACUGGAGAAAGUUUCUAGGAUUCCCAACAAAACCAUUAAUGAUGUUCUCAAAAUAAGUUACGAUGGACUAGAAGAAAAUGAGCAAGAGAUUUUUCUCGACGUUGCCUGCUUUUUUAAGUGGAAGGAUAGCAAAUACAUAAAGAAAGUCCUUGAUAGUUGCGAUGUUCAGACAACUGUAGGAUUUGAUAUACUCAUCCAGAGGUCCUUGAUAAGCAUUGACAAUGGAAUACUACAAAUGCAUGACUUGAUUCAAUUGAUGGGCAUGGAGAUUGUGAGACAAGAAUGUCGUGAUGAUCCCAGCAGUCGCAGCAGACUAUGGCGGUAUGAUGAUGUUGCCGAUGCUUUGUCAAGCGAUGUGGGAGAUUGUGUUGUAAAAGCCAUUGUGUUGGAGCCACCUGAGCUAAAAGAGCUAAGUAUCCAUCAUAAUGCUUUUCCAAAAAUGAGAAAGUUGAAAUUGCUCAUCAUACGCAAUGUUCAUAUUUCUUUCCAUGGCCCUAUAUGUCUUCCUAAUGAGCUAAGAUGGAUGGAAUUUGAUGGAAGUGAUGCUUGGAUUCCAAAAUUUCCUCCUGGUCACAAGAAAUUAGUAGGUAUUGAUAUGAGGAAAGGCAAUAUCGCAGAAUUCAUAAAACACUUUAAGGACUUCCAACAAUUGAGGUACAUUAAAUUGAUGAUUGCGAGUUGCUCGUUAGUACACCCAACAUCUCAUGUAUGCUCCAAAUCUCAAAGAAUUGAAACUUUGGAAUUGCAAAAACUUGGUAGAAGCCCAUGAGUCAAUUGCAUAUCAUGACAAGCUCCAAGUCUUGCAUUUUAAAUGGUGCCCUGAACUUUGUGUUUUUCCAAAUGUGCUCGAGUCAAAAAAUCUUCAAGAUCUCAAACUUUCGAUUGCUCAAAAUUUGAAAGAUUCCCGAUAUUCCAGAUGAACUCAGAGGCCUAAAAAAACUUUCCAUACUAGAUACUGCUUUAAAAGAACUUCCUACAUCAAUAAAAAAUCUUGUCUCUAUAGAGGAAAUGCAUUUAGAUAUGGGCAAAAGCUCUAUAAGUAGUCCAUCUAACAUUUACAAGUUACAAAAACUUCAAUGGUUCAAAUAUUUUCUCCCCCAAAUCGUGUUUCCAAACCUAUGGAAUUCAGCUGAUCCAUGCAUGAAGAUUGGACUUCCAAAUUUAAAUGUGUCAGACCUUUUAAAUUUUAAUUUAUCCCAAGUAGAGUUUCUUGAGGAUCUUUCUUGUUUUCCCUCAUUGAAAAUCUUAACUCUGUCGGGGAACAAUAUUACUAGCCUUUCUACAUCCAUCAAGCGUGAUCGUUUGUCCACAUCGUCAAUUAAUAAGGACUUCAAGCAAUUGACAUACGUUGAAUUGAGUGAUUGCGAGUCGCUCGUUAUUACGCCCAACCUCUCAUGUGCUCCAAAUCUCGAAGAAUUGAAACUCUGGAAUUGCAAAAACUUGGUAGAAGCCCACGAGUCAAUUGCAUAUCAUGACAAGCUCCAAGUCUUGCAUUUUAAAUGGUGCCCUGAACUCCGUGUUUUUCCAAAUGUGCUCAAGUCAAAAAAUCUUCGAAAUCUCAACUUUUCUGUUUGCUCAAAAUUUGAAAGAUUUCCCGAUAUCCCACAUGAACUCCGAUGCCUGGAAAGACUUUGCAUACUACAUACUGCUAUUAAAGAACUUCCUACAUCAAUAGAAAAUCUUGUCUCUCUAGAGGCAAUGUUCUUAGAUAUUUGCAAAAACUCAGUAAGCAUUCCAUCUAAUAUUUACAAGUUACAAAAACUUCGAUGCUUCAAAUCUGCUUUUGGCCCAAUCGUGUUUCCAAACCUCACGGAUUCAGCUAAUCCGUGCAUGGAGGUUGGACUUUCAAAUUUAAAAGUCUUAGAACUUGUCAAUUGUAAUCUGUCCGAAGUAGAGUUUCUUGAGGAUCUUUGUUGUUUUCCCCUGUUGGAAGACUUAGAUCUGUCGGCGAACAAUAUUACUAGUCUCCCUAUAUCCAUCAGUAAGCGUGAUCGUUUGUCUAAAUUGUCAAUUUGUUAUUGCCAUCAAUUACAAGAGAUUCCCAAGCUUCCGCCAUUUUUAAAUUCACUGCUCACGGAUGGGUGCGAAUCUCUACAAACAAAUGGACAUUUAACUUCAAUUGAUCAGCGGGUCCAUCGAGGAUUGACCAUGGUUGACACUGCUUCAAUUGCCAAGGUCAGAUUCUCUCUCUCGUGCGCACACAUAUCGGUGUGGAGAAUAUGUUCAAAACAAUAUGUGCUUUUAUAUUGCAAUAGCUGAAAAUGCAAAAUCAGAGGUUUGAGAAAACCAAAUGAAUAUAAAGUGAUCCUACACUAAUAUUUACGUAGUGAAGGUGGCUAGCAUAGUUUUUAUGGGAAUGAUUUUUAUCACAUGAGACUUCUAUCUUAACGCAAGCUGGGAUCAAUGGAUCCCUCCUCAUUUACGGAACUCUUUACUCACUUGGA
Messenger RNA from Eucalyptus grandis, 3023 nucleotides. RefSeq names its product disease resistance protein RUN1-like. Gene Ontology annotation, biological process: defense response. Gene Ontology annotation, molecular function: protein binding. The transcript has 4 exons. The record is from RefSeq and is a predicted model, not a curated record. Lineage: Eukaryota; Viridiplantae; Streptophyta; Magnoliopsida; Myrtales; Myrtaceae. Bases 1588 to 2838 code for a protein of 416 amino acids.